AUGAAGGUUCCACAAUCAUGUUCGUGGAACUGCAGGAAGAUUUUGCAGCUGAGGCCUCUUGCCAGGAAGCUUCUAAUUCAUCAAGUGAAGAAUGGUUAUAGCACCCACUUCUGGACUAAUUAUUGGCUCAAUGAUGGGCCGCUCACACAGAGGUUCUCGGAAAAUCAAAUCCAAGCAAUGGGAUAUAACUACAGCACAAAGGUCAGCCAAUUCACUGAUUCAAAUACUUGUAUUUUUCCCACCCAGCUCACAUCGGCCAUACCUGAACUUAUUGGCCUUCCCCCUCCUUCACAAUCCAAAGACCUAAUCUUAUGGAAAGCUGGACCAUCUGGUAUCUGUUCACUCAAGCAUACAAUUAUUGCCUUAUCACCACCCCCAGCCCCUAUACCACGGUUCAAACUAGUUUGGUCUUCAAUUGUCAUCCCUCGGCAAAGGAUGAUACUUUGGAGCAGUGCAGACAAAGCUUCCAACCCUUGA
Cornus florida is the source of this 477-nucleotide messenger RNA. RefSeq lists its product as uncharacterized. The transcript has a single exon. NCBI's taxonomy places the organism in Eukaryota, Viridiplantae, Streptophyta, Magnoliopsida, Cornales, Cornaceae. The coding region runs from base 1 to 477 and encodes 158 amino acids. The record is from RefSeq and is a predicted model, not a curated record.